UAGCAGUUAGCAUAUACCAUAUUACAUGCCGACAAACGUGUCCCAUCUUAGUCUACCUUCCUAAAGUCCAGUAACACAUUAUCCCAAUUCCCAACACAAUAGACUCAUUUCAUGCCUUCACCCGAAUGUAAGUCAUAAUUCGUGAUGCACACAACCCGUGAAAGACGUUGCAAAGAGCAAUUCUAGCUUCAGUGUAGCCCAAUUCUAACCUUUCCCUUUGUUUUUCAGUGCUGCUAGUGAUGACGUCACUGCUGACUCUGGUGACGUCACAACAGCCGCCGCCCAAUUACAGCUACGACGCGCUGCCGGAGACGAGUUUCAGCUGCGAGGGCCGCGUGGUGGGCGGCUACUACGCCGACGUGGAGGCGGGCUGCCAGAUGUUUCACGUGUGCGGCACGUCUCAGAGGACCAGUUUCCGGUUCCUGUGCCCGAACAACACCGUGUUCGACCAGCAGCACCUGAUCUGCGCCAACUGGUUCCAAGUCAGUUGCGACCGAUCCACGGUCCUGUACGCGCGCAACUUCGAGAUCUUCAAAAAGGGAUCGGAAAAUGAAGUGGAGUUCAACGCACUUGAUGAGGAGGAUCUGCCCGAGCUGGAGGAUUACGAUUCUGGUUUCCAGGGGACGUCGUCCGGCGCCGGACGGUUCUUCGGCGGUGGUGGCGGCUCGCGGCGGGUCACGGCCGCUCCGGUGACGCGCCAGCCGGCCUCGCGCGCCCCGCGGAGGUUUGACCUGAGCACGGCGGCCACCACGCCCCAUCCGGCGGCUGCCACCGACAGCGUCAGUUUCCGUGACCAGAGCACAUUCGCCACUGCGAGCACGGCUCCGGCGCAGCGCGCGCCGUCCCGUCGACCGCUGCUGCCGACACCGCUGCCGCCGCUGGCUCCAGCCCCCGCUGAGACUUCGAGAGUCCCUCCGGCGCCUGCCCCGACCUCGACCCCGACCUCUGCCCCGGUCGGACAAGACGUGGCCCGGGUCACCCUGGGAGAGUUCCGUGCCACCUCGCCGCGGCCCGUGCCGACGUUCACAACUCCGGCUCCGCCACUGCCGACAGCCGCCCCCGCCGCGGCUGGCGGCUCGUUCAGCACACCCGUCCCCGUGUUCACGACCACCGGCCGGUUCCCGUUCGGAUUCACCAGCGUGCCACGCACCAACUUCGCCUUCGGCCGCGGCGGGUCGUUCUCGUUCGGCACGGGCGUGUCGAGCAGAGCGCCGGUAGCGCCGACGGCUGGUUCUCCCACGACCGCUGUUACAGCGCCACCCGAGCUGCCAGAGCUCACCAACGACCUCCGCGAGCAAGAGUUGAACUCAGGUGACUCACGUAGGCAGUUUGGCGGAACCGACCGCAGGACAGGAGUCUCCGUCAGCAGCACACCGAGGUCGUUCACCGCUCGCACACUGCCACCGACGACACCGGCGCCGUUCCGCGUCGUGUCCGUCUCACCCGCGUCACCAUUCGUGCGCGGCACGCCGCUGCCGACGACUCGACCGAGUCAGGCCCCCACCGAGUCCGCACGGACGGUCAGUCCGGCGGCAGGCAGCUUCUUCGGAGCCAGUGUCGUGCCGAAUGUGGCUUCAACCAGCGGCAGGGCCACAUUUGGAGGCAGAGGGCAAACCCGGCAGAAUGUUGACAGCUCAGAGAGCUUCGGUGAUGUCAAUGACAUAAAUGAUAUCAAUGACAUCAACACCAGAGUCAAGGAUGAGAGCAGUGGUAAUGGGAUCGGCAGAGGUCGACUGGAGGUGACCACCGCGCCGCCCGGUGGUCGUUUCAGCGCCACCGUGCCGACUCGUAGCCCGUCGACGAGGUUCUCCGGCGGCAGAGCACCAAGCACAGCCCAGCCCUCUGGAGGAGCCAGGGCCAGCUUCCGCCGCCGUCGGCCGUCGGCCGCCACCACCGCCGCGCCGGCCUCAGAGGGCGCCAUCGUCAGCAGGAGGCGCGGCUCGCGGUGGCGCGGCGGCUCCCGGGUCCGGCCCAGCGCCGAGCCGGUGACUGGGGUCAGCCCGGCGGCCGCUGUGGCGCCCUCUGUCAGCCCCAGUGCCGCUGCUCCGAGCGCUGCGGUCGGUGUGUUGAGUCCCAGCCGGCGGCCGGCGGUAGCCCGUCCCGUGCCGCGGCCUACCACCACCCCGCCCGCCGAGCUCACCAACGAGAUCGACAGCGCACCGACGCGCAAACCCACGCCGCGCUCGCGCAGCCGCGGCCGCGGCAGUCGCCGGUUCGACCCGCGUCUACCCGGCGGUGACCUGAGCCCGACCCAGUAUGUGAGAACUCGCGGCGGUCGGGGCCGGCUGGCACCGCCUACAGUGCCGCCGCCCACUCUGCCGCCUCAGCUGAGCUCUAUCUCCGACAUCGCGGAUGUGGAGGCGCUGACCGACCAGCUGAACCUGCUGGACGAGCAGGAGCUGCUGGAGGAGCUGGAACGGGAGGACCGCCGCUUCAGGAAUGGACCCGAGGCCAACAACAGGUCCAUCGACAGCUCGUCUCGGCGUCAGAAGCUGCCGGACCGCGGCACCACGCCGGCGCCGCUGCUGAUCGCGCGUGGACCGCCGCCCACCCGGCCGGCGCCGCGGCGUCCCACAGCUGCACCCACAACCGCAGCCGCAGUCACCACGCCGCAGAUCAUCAGGAAGAGGAUCCGAGUGCGCGGCAGGCCAAGCCGUCGGCCGAGGGUGGGAGGCCGCCGGAGGACCACCACCACACGGCGUCCCACAACCACUACCACUACUACAGAGACCCCUACUACAGCCGCGCCACCCCCACGGACCCGUCCGGCCGUCACCGUCCCUCCCACCGUCCCACCAGCUCCGACCACCACCCCGGCACCGACCACCGAGGUCAGCACACUUCCCACCAACAAAGAAGCCUCUAAUAUAGGCCGUCAGAGCGGCGGCUUCUUCCUGCGACCCAAGCUACAACUGAGCUCGGCACUACCCACCGACCUCCAAACCCGCCGUCUGAACGACGUCAACGAGCUGGCUGCCGAGCGGACCGGCCGCUCACGAAACACCAGCCCGAUCGCCUUCAGCCGGGGGACGCGCUCCACAACACGUGCGCCGGAGGCCCGGCUCUCGGAGAUUCUGUUCGCAUCCAGCUCGCCAGGGAGAGCUGGAGGAGGCCGGACCGGAGACGCCGACUACGAUUAUCAAUACUACGACUCCGACUUCAGACUGGAGCAUCAGGAUGAUAUUGAGGAUGUAGACGAUCUGUUCCAGACUCUCAGUAGGAAAUCUAGGUGGACGUGA
This is a messenger RNA of Amphibalanus amphitrite, 3239 nucleotides long. Its product is annotated as mucin-5AC-like. Gene Ontology annotation, molecular function: chitin binding. The record is from RefSeq and is a predicted model, not a curated record. The transcript is spliced from 2 exons. NCBI's taxonomy places the organism in Eukaryota, Metazoa, Arthropoda, Thecostraca, Balanomorpha, Balanidae. Gene Ontology annotation, cellular component: extracellular region. The coding region runs from base 240 to 3239 and encodes 999 amino acids.